Messenger RNA from Athalia rosae (coleseed sawfly), 9856 nucleotides. Its product is annotated as maternal protein tudor-like. The record is from RefSeq and is a predicted model, not a curated record. The transcript has 9 exons. Bases 386 to 8605 code for a protein of 2739 amino acids. Lineage: Eukaryota; Metazoa; Arthropoda; Insecta; Hymenoptera; Athaliidae.
GAAAAAAAUCACACGAAUAUUCACCCAUGAUUUUCGAAAAGAAAUUUGGUGAUAGUUCAGAAAUAAUCACUGAAAAUAAUUCGUGUUUACAGUAGCGAAGUUGGUCUAUCGAACAUGCGCCAUGGGUUGAUUUACAUCCGCGUAAACGGAACACCGUUCAUGCGAAGAAACGGCACUUGCAGAAUAGCAAUCAUCUAAAAAAAAGUGUUGCGUAGCCUCUACUCCUUCCAUAUAGAGCUUAUGAUUCCUUUGACGAACUUCCCUGUGCGUGGAAGCUUUGAAGCAUGCUGAUGAGUUUUCAUCGUCCUUACCGAGCUGCAUAAACGGCGAGGGAAAAAAGGUCGUCACAGGUAUUCAGUAACGUUCAACUUAAGUCGAAAAAACGAUGACAGCAAUGGCGCCUAAUUCGGAGCUGAUGCUCUUCGUAACCCAUGUUGAAACAGACGGGCCCCUACUUAAAAUAUGGGGUCAAAUAGACCGAACUGCAGCCACGUGCGUCGAAAAAACGAUUCUCCCAUUAACUGAGAAAUUCACUCAAGGACUUGGUGCACCUAAUCCUGAUUGUAAACUUCCACUAAACUUGAUAUGUUGUGCACGUUUCCAAAACGAAGGGUACUUUCGCGCUAAAGUCUGUGGCGUCCAACCCAACGGGCAAGUUCUCCUGCACUUCAUCGAUUAUGGGAACUACGAAGUCGUACCUCUGUCAGCCAUAAGGCUGCUUGAUAAUAUUCCCAGCGCAUUAUCGCUUAUAUCAUUACCAGCGAUAGCCAUAGAUUUCACCCUGGCUGGCAUAUUGCCUGUGAAUGGAAGAUGGGAUGCUGAGACUGUAGAAUCGAUAAAACAGAGUCUUCGCUACGCAGAUUCUAAAGGACUGUUUCAUUCUGCAGUUGGUCCUUACAGAUUCUUGAAGCUUUGCUAUAAUAACCAAGAUUUUAGUGAGCUUCUUGUUAGUAGGAAUAUAGCGACUCGUGCCAGUGUCCAAGAUAUGUUGCUCACCGUUAGACAGCUGCAGCCGCAAGAGCUGCGUUCACCACAGUUUAAGCGUAAUGUUUGCCCUCCACCACCACCUGGCAAUUAUCUACCAAGACCUAUGUCUAAUGUGUAUACAGAUUCACCUAUGCGAUCUAAUAACACAUACGAAGACUGGAGAAGUGCGCAGCAUAGGCAACAGCCUGUUCAUGUUCAAGAAGCUUUAGUAUUCAAGUCUAGAGUUUUAGAUGUUGGAUCUAUACACGAAGUAAUGGUGUCCUUCAUAGAAGAUGGCCCAUAUAAAUUUUCGAUACAAGUGAAAAGCAUGUCGGGCAUUCUCUCUAAGCUCAUGACCGAUAUCAAUAGGCAUCCCACAACCCCGUUGCAGGAGCCUCCUUUGCCUGGGUCGGUUUGCUUAGGACGAUAUUCUCAUGAGAAAGUUUUGUGCCGGGCGGUAGUUAUGGCUGUUAUGGAACAAAAAUGUAAAGUGUGGUACGUUGAUUUUGGGCAUACUGAAGCCUUGCCUUAUUCGGAUAUAUUUCAACUUCCGCCUCAGUACAUUAUUCCCAGAGUCCUUUCCAUAAGAUUCACAUUGAGUGGAAUAAAAGACAUGGUUAUCGAUCAAAAAACCAAAGAUUACUUCAAGAAAUUAGUAGAUAAAAAACUCCUGGUACUUCAGGUCCGACCACCUGAAGGUCCUCCUUUGGUGCAAUAUGGGGAUUUGUACGAUAAUGGCACAAAUAUUAGGGAUAUCCUAGAAAAAACCUGCGCUAUGACAGCAACGGUAUUUUAUCAAGAACCACCGAAACUACAACGGGGAAUGAAAAAUGUGGUUCACGUGUCCUUUGUAGAAUCUUGUACAAAGUUCUUCGUUCAACUUGAUAGUGGGGUAAAAUCCCUCAAUUCCAUCAUGGCUUGCUUGGCAGAAUAUGCUCAAAAUGCUCCUCCACUUGACGAAAAACACCUGCAAAUUGGAUGGCCUUGUUGUGCAUCAUAUAUCGAAGAUAAACAAUGGUACCGUGCCCAAAUUUUGAGCGUCAGUGGGGAGCAAGUGACUGUGCUUUACGUAGACUACGGUAACAAGGAAACGGUGACCGUUUCAGCUCUUCGCAAAAUACAUGAAGAUUUGGUUAAAAAUUUGAGAUGUCAGGCAAUAUCCUGUGCCCUCAAUGGUUUCCAAUCCUCCGAAUCCAACCAAGAAGUUGCUAAUCAGUUCGAAUCACUUGUCCUUGAGCGACAACUCACCAUGGAAGUCGUAGAUGUAGUUCCUAAUGGUCCCAUUAUCAAUUUAUUGGAUCAUACAGUCUCUCCACCGAUGAAUAUUGCAGCUCAACUUUCUGUAUCGAUUACCCCAUCGAGGAAUAUAAAGCCAUCUAAUACACGGAGAGAUACCGAACAGGUAUUGAAUUUGUCACAAGAUGCCGAAACAAAAUAUCCAAGUGAGGACCGCAAUGGUAAGUGGGAAAAGAAAUCAAAUAAUUGGGGCCAAGAUUCUAUGCCUGGCGAUAUGGGUAUGAGGAACAGAAGACCACCGCACGAACACACGAACGGUGAUAGGAGGGAACAAUUCCAUGAUAAAACAAGAACCAAGACUGCAAAGGAUGUUGAAAAUGAGCAAAGACAACGAGAUAAUAAUCGUCCUGAGGGGGACGAUCGUUUGCAUCAUAAAGAGACUCGAAAUAAUUAUUUCAAUAGAAAUGACUCAGCAACUGGCAACAGAUACGAACGAAACGACGACGGUGCCAACAGGAAAGGAGGCAAAGGUGGAAGAUUUGGAUCUGGAGGUAACUCUAGAGAAGAAAAUCGCUCAGACAGAAGCAUGAAUAAAGACGACAGCUGGAGCGACAAGGAUUCGGACACAUCUUCCAGAGGCAGUGGUCGUCGUGGAAGCAAAAGGCCUCGAGGAGCAAAGGGACAGGGAGACAGGGGUGGACGCAGAGGUGACGACAGAAAAUCUAAUUCAGGAAAAUGGAGUGAUGGAGAUAACGACAGAUCGAGCUCUAAGAGUAGCACAUCAGGAUUCAGACCAAGGGAUAAAAAUUUGUCCAGUUCAUCAUGGAAGAACGCAAAACCCCAAGCCAAUAAAUCUGGCUCCUGGAACUCCAUGUCACCGAAGUCGCCUGUCAAAGAAAAGCCAAAAACUCAAAAGCUUACGAUACCUUCUCCUAAUAUAACAGUUGGUGCUGUUAAAACUGUUGAAUUGACAUACAUGGAAAGCCCGACAAAUUUUUACGUUCAGUUAUGCCCUGACAACAUAGAGCUUGAUGCCAUUAUGGAAAAAAUUGCCGGAAUAUACAACGAAGGAGGUGAUAUAGUUAAAACUUCAGAUAUACAACCUGAACUGUGUUGUAUAGCUCAAUACUCUUGCGACUCUACAUGGUACAGAGCAAUCGUCAAGGCAAACAACGGAGGCACCGCUACGGUCAAAUUCAUAGAUUACGGUAACUCAGAGGUAGUCGCGUAUGACAAAAUUAAAGAACUUCAGCCGGUGUUUGCCAAAUUAUCGGCGCAAGCUGUACACUGUAAACUUUUUGGCGCAUCGAAGUCGGUUUGGACGGAUGGAGAAAUAGACAGUUUCUCCCAAUCUGCUGAAGGAAUCCCUCUUGAAGCUGAAUUUAUUACGCAAGAUAAUGAAGUUUAUGAAGUUCUGUUAAAACCUAUCAAUAACGACGCUUCAGAUUCUAAUUGUGUGAACAAACAAUAUUGUGGUGACUUAGACUUGAUUCAAGCUAAGAAGGAGGUUAAAGAUAGACGCAAGAAUGGCGGCAGAAGAACACCUCAGUACAUCUCAGCUCAAGAAAAAUGGAGAGACGAAUCUUUUACUCCAGGAUAUGAAGUAGACGUUGUUGUCACCUGGUUUGUGAAUCCGAAUAAUUUUUACUGCCAAUUACUCAGCAGGCAAUCCGAAUUCAGAAACAUGAUGAAUGAGAUUCAGGAGUCUUACGUCGUACAACGCCCCGUCAAAAAUGCUCUCCAGGUCAAUGCGCCAGUUAUCGCAUUUUUCUCUGACGAUGGGGCAUUGUACCGAGCUGAAAUAAAAGAAUUGAACAAACUACGCGGUCAUAUAGUGCAAUACGUUGAUUUUGGAAACCGUGCCAUGGUUGAUCCAUCCAAAAUAUAUCCUGUAGAAAAGAAAUUCGCGGUUUUACCCAAGCAAGCGAUGCACUGUACGUUAAAAAACGUCUCACCAACUAGUGGAUCGGACUGGUCCAGAGCAAACAAACAACAAGUCGAUCGGUACUUUGAUGCGGAUAAAUACAAAUGUACAUUCCAUGGGAAGAAAGACGGCAAAUACCUGAUUUCAUUGAGUAACAAUGGAAAAGAUGUUGGUGACUCUAUGAUCGCUGCAGGUCUGGCUGUUAAUUCUGAAGCAAAAAUUGCCACGGUCGUUAAUAGAGUCACCACUCCUGAAGCAAAACCAUCCGAUCAUAUUUCGAAUAAGCAAGAUCUAACUUACUGGGCCGGUCAUACCAUUCGCACAAAUGUUUCCAACGUCCAAGGAGCUGCUAAGUUUUACAUUCAACUACCUGCGUCCAUCGAGUCUCCGAAACCAGUAGACAAUCUUCACAAUUCUAUGUUGGAAAUUCCACAUCAUUUGGUUGAAUGCUAUCUCUUUGACACAUCUCCAACUCCGAACGUGGAUGACAUAUUGAAAAAUUCUGCGGAAGGCAAAUGCCUGAUUGUUCGCAUUAAAAAUGUAGAAAACAACAGACUUGUAGUGCAACUCUAUGACGUAUCCGGCAAAAGGUUACUUCAUUCGGAUACUAGUGACUGCAUUUCUCCUGUUUUCCCCUUGCCAAUUUCGGCAACUACGGACAAGGUUUGGGUGACUCAGAUCGAGGAUACAAAAAAUAUAUGGUUGCAGCGAUCGUCCGAUUCAGAAAUAAUCGCAAAUUUUCUGGCCGUAUUAUUCAAAUAUUAUUCGACAUCUGGAACCCAACAAGAACCUGAGGUAGGUAAGCUCUGCGCGGCCCAAUCCCAAGACCAGAAUUGGUAUAGAGCAACAAUUGAAAACGUAACGGACACCGGAGUAACGGUAAGAUUUAUUGACUAUGGAAAUACUGAGGAAGUAUCGCUUGAGUCGAUAAAAGUGUUGGAGCAACAGUUUUACGUACCUCAUCAACUGGCUAUCAAGGUAUCCUUGGGACUGACUCUGAAAGGGACGGAAGAAGAGCAGGAUGAAUUAUUGCACAACCAUCUAAAUGAUAAAGAAUUUACGGCGUCUUUUGUUAAAGUCGGUGACGAGUGGAUAGCCCGCCUUACUUUAAAUGAUAAAACACUAAAUGAAAUAUUCAAAGAACUUGGAGUUGUGGAAGCUAAAAAAACAGAACCGGAACAACAGGAAAUACCGGAAAUGAUCGUUGGCAACAGGUACGAGGUAUUUUUAUCGCACGCUGAUUCGCCGGCUCAAUUUUGGCUACAAAGAAACGAAGAGAUAGACGCUCUGGAAAUUAUGCAAGCUGAUCUUCAAAUCGUUGCACCAAAUUUCUCACCGAUAACUGGGGUACCCGAGGAAGGAUCUCUCUGCGCUGCUCUUUAUUCCGUUGAUAACCUCUGGUACAGAGCUGAAGUCCUCGAUGCCGAUGAAGAUAUUACAACGGUUAGAUUCAUAGAUUACGGCAACACAGAUGUCGUCGAUACAACUUCAAGCAAUAUCAAAGAGCUUCCAGAAAACUGGCAAUUGAUUAAGAAAUAUGCCCUUAAAUCGAGACUGGAUCUUAUUCCCAUUGGAUCUGAAGAUUGGAGUACAGCGAGCUGUGAAAUGUUUGAGAAUAUGGCUACGCCUACAAAUUCUAUAACUGCUCUGAUCAUCGCUGACAGUGUUCCUAGGCGAGUUGAAUUAUUCGUCGAACAAAACAGCAUUGGAGAAACACUUGUAAAAGAGGGACACGCGAUAAUGGUUCACAACGUGGAAGAUCUGAAUGAAGAAAUAAUUGACGUUGUUCUAGAUCCUCGAUCUGCAUUUGUCAGCCAUUUAAAUUCUCCGGGUGAAUUUUGGGUCCAGGAAGAAAAAUCCGUAUCUGAUCUAGAAACUAUGAGCGACAGGUUCAUGGUUGCCGAGAUGUAUCCCAAGCUUGAGGAAAUCGAAGUUGGAACUUUAUGCGUUGCUAGGUUCCCAGAUGACUAUCAAUGGUACAGAGCUCGCAUAAAUUCCCAUGGUCCAGCUGGAACGCAAGUUCUGUACAUCGAUUAUGGUAAUUCUGCUGUAUCAACAGAGAUAAGAACAAUCCCCAAAGACCUGGCAUUGAUCCCACCUUUGUCCAGGAAAUGUUGCCUUCAACUACCUGCAGGGGCAAGGGAAUGGUCUCAAAAUGCAUGCGAUAAAUUUGCAGAAUUAGCCGCAGACGGUGCUACAAUAUUUUUAUUGGAUGUGAUAUCAGAGGGAGAAACAUCCGUUGUCAACCUCACAUUAGAUGGAGUUAAUGUGGCCGAUGAACUAAUUCGUCUCUGCGACUUUUUACCGGUAAUAGAUGAACGACUACCACCUCUCGGAGAAGAAAAUUCUCCAAACAUUGUAGUCAGCCACGUAAAUUCCUUGACCGAAUUUUGGACUCAAGCGGAAAGCAGUAUAACUGAACUAGAAACCAUGGCAAGUCGAUUAGUUGACGCAGAAAGCUUACUGCCGCUCAAUAAUUUUGAGGAGGGAACGAUCUGUGCUGCUAAAUUCCCUGAAGACGGGCAAUGGUAUAGAGCAAAAAUAUUAUCCCACGGCGAUUCAGGCACUAAUGUUUUAUACUUUGAUUAUGGUAAUUCUGCUGUCACGAAUCAACUAAGAAUAUUGCCAGAAGAUGUUGCUAAAAUUCCAAGCCUAGCUACGCAGUGUAGUUUGCAGCUUCCUGAGAAUGUUGAAGAUUGGUCCGAAGAAGCAUCUGAAAAAUUUAUCGAAUUAGUAGCCGACGGAGCAACCAUGUUCCAAUUCGAAAUACUCAAUACUGAUGUUUCCACACUGAUUUCAUUGCAACUGGAUGGUAAAGAUGUUGUAGAUAUACUCAAACCUUUGUGCAAGAAAAAAGUUGUGGCAGAAGGCUGUGACAUAGAGUUUAUUGAAACUACUAAGACUGCAGAAAGUGAUAAACCUACCGAAGAUCGACAAAUAUUGAUAGUCAAUGAUCCGGCAGAAAAACCUACUGAAGAUACAAUUAAGAGCGCUGCCUGUGAUACAGCCGUUGUUCUCGAGGCUGAGAAAGGUAAAAUUAGUUCUGAGGUGGCGAAAAUUGAAACUGGGAAUGUCGAAAUACGCGCCACCGAUAAUCUCGACGAAACAGAAAAUAUUCAAACUGAUAAUGUAGAGGCUGAAAAAGCUCAAAUUAAUGAUGACAACACCCAAGUGAAACAAGUUAUGACUAAUAUUCAAGAAGCAGCUGAAUCUGAAAGUAUCUCUACUGCAUUCGAGUCUGAUAUCUGUGAAAACAAACAAGCUGAACCUGAAUAUCUAGAAAUUGAGAGUGUUCAGUCCAACGAAACGCACAAUGAAUCUGAGAUUACGCCAUCACAAACUGAAAGUUCAGACAUCAGCGGUGCCGAACUAGUCGAAGAGACAUAUGGUGUAACUAAUAAAGUAGAGUCGGUUAACGACAUUGAAGUAGCUACAGAUAGUUUUGAGUUCUUGGCUACAAAAAAUUCACACUUACCUGAACAAAUUUCGAGCACCAAUUUAAGCGCUCAUGUCCCUCAAGUAGCUCCGGUUGAAAUUCAGUUAGACUUGCAAAUUCCUGUAGCAGAAACUGAUGUAACAAUUAGUGCUGAAAGUCCAAAAAUUAUGGAAGAACAAUAUUCUGAUGUCCAAAGUCAUGUAGCUGAUGCUGUAAUGUUAGACGAACCUGUAAAGGUGACAAAUGGUGUCAAUGUUACUCAAAUCUCUGAUGAACCUGCUGAAAUAAGUGCCAUCAGCGUUACAGUAUUAACGAACGAUCUUGAAAAUUCUUCUGAACCGAGUACAACAGAAUCUAUGACGGAAACUACAAUGGUGAAAGAACUGACUGUUGACGAGAUUGUGGAAAACAUGGUGAAGGUAGAGAUUGCUAGCCCCGUUAAAGAGGCAUUAGCUGAGGAUAAAAUUUUUGAGGAUGGGACGCAAAAGGCAUGUGCUCCUAAUGAUACACUGGAAGAAGAAAUUUUACCCAAGGAUGCAUCGGGGGAUACUGAUACCGGUGUUCAUCAGAAAACACCAAAAAUAGAUAAAAUAGUUCCAGGAAGUAUUUGUAGAGGAUCAAUAGACGAAGAUAUUCCUAUAAGUGUUCUUGUACGGCGCCGAUCAAGUUGUACAGAUGAACAAAUUGUCCCUGGAGCCAUUAACAAGGGUAAUGAUUUAACCCAAUCUGAAUCCGAAGACUUAUUAGAUCAAGAAUCUGAAGCUGUUACCAAAAUUCAAAAAAGUGUCGUACCAGAAGUUGUGGAAAUCACUCCCGUUACUCCUGGUAAAAUGAAACAAGAAGAAAAAAUUGUACCGGGAAGUGUAUCAAGAGGUGAGUCACCAAGCAUAGAACUCAAUCAUCCUGCCACUCCAAAAACGCCCCAUUCUGAAAAAUUAGUAGCUGGGGUUGUCAACCUCUCCGAAACUCUGACAGACUAUGACGAGCCAGAUGAAAUACUUACCGUUGAAGUUGAAAACAACAUUCCUGAGAACAGGUCGUAGAUCAUAGGUCAUAACAUUUGUUACAUAAAAUCUAUAAUUACUACAUUAAAAAUACUAAUAGUUAUAAGUACGAAAUGAAAGAAAUGUCUAUAUGUGGAUAACGCUUAGCGCACGAGUUUGAUGUUAUGGGAAAAGUGGGAUAUGAAAAAUAACUUAGCUCUACUGGAUAUACAUUUACCUUUUAUUCGAUACUUUCAAUUUUUCUGUCGUACUAUACAAUUAAUAACAAUCAUAAAUACCUUUCUAUGAAUAAUUCGCCCAUUCAGGUAGCUACAGCUUCUGCAACGGUUACCAAAGAUUUCUCCUUGCUAAUCUAUUACUAUUUUACUUUUAUUUUUCUCCAAUCAUCUAUGUAGAAGCUAAAAAUAUUCUUACACAGAAAUAGCUGUUAAGCAAAUAUCUAAAAAUUAUAUUUUUUUGGAAUUUCCAUAAUUAUUUUAUGCAAGAAGGACAUACCGGUGUUCAUUGUGAUUCCUUAAUAAAAUAAAGUUCAGUCAAAGAAUUAAAGUAGCAGUAAUUAAAAAAAAGAACAAAAAAAUACAACAAAGUUGGGAUUGUGAUCAUUAUCAAUUGUACAAACAAAAAGGAAGGAAAGAAAACCAAAAAAUAAGGAGGAAAACGAGCCGAGUUAAAAAAAAAAUUGUUAACUUUGAGAUGUUUGUAUUUAAAACUAUGAAUAAGCUUACAUCCAAUUAUUUUCAUUUUUAUUUUCGAAUUAGAAUAUUCUCAGUUAUUUUCUAGUAUGAUAUGAUAUGAUAUAUGAUAUUUGAAGAAAAAUUUUUAUAUGCCAUUAUUAGUAUUACGUACUUUAUAUUUUGUAUCUUAAGAAUAGCUACUAAUCUGUUGGCUUAAAAAAAAACUUUUAAAUUGUGAAUUAAAAGUUUGUUUUUUUCCUAGAACGUUGUUACACGCCGUGUAUUACGAUCCUUAAAUAACUUAGCUACCUUUUUCUUUCAAUUUAAGAUUUUUCAUUUAAAACUUUCUACCUUCUAAAAAUUUAUUAGUGCAGACGCGAGUUCAUUUAAGAGUGUUGUGCCAAAAAAAUAUGUACAUACAUUCAUGUAUUUUGUCAUUGGUCAGCAACCCUUCAAGCUUGGACGUCAUUUAUAGGAGAGAAAAGAAAUAGAUAAUAAACUGAAUUCUACGUACCCUGUAUUCUGACAGCAUUUGUGCAAUGGUAGUGAAAUCUUGGAAUUCGCACAAGUCAUUCGUAAUUAUAUAUCCAUAGCUACAACAGUAUUGACACAAUAA